Effrenium voratum is the source of this 5184-nucleotide messenger RNA. Lineage: Eukaryota; Dinophyceae; Suessiales; Symbiodiniaceae. The record is from the annotation of a GenBank genome assembly.
AUGGACAGCGCCGAGCUCCACGCCGAUCUGGACCGGUCGGCAAGCGAGGCGAAGGCGUUUUCGGAGCGCUGGAAGGGCAGGCUGGAAGACGCGGCUCGCGCCGGAACGCUCGGUGAGGCGAUCGAGGCAUUCGAGGCGCUCGAAGACCUUCUGGGACGCAUCGCCUCCUAUGCGGGGCUGCUUUACGCCACCGACACGUCCGAUGAGGCGCGGGCCAAGUUCUAUGGCGACAUCCAGCAGCAUCUGACCGAGGUAUCGACGCAUCUUCUGUUCUUCUCGCUGGAGAUGAACCGGAUCGAUGAGGCGGUGCUGGACGCGGCCUACGCGAAGAGCGACACGCUCGCCCGCUACAAGCCCUGGAUCGACGAUCUGCGGCUGGAAAAGCCCUACCAGCUCGAAGACAGGAUCGAGCAGCUCUUCCUUGAAAAAUCGGUCACGUCGUCGGCCGCCUUCCAGCGCCUUUUCGACGAGACGAUGACCGGGUUGCGCUUUGACGUGGGCGGCGAGGAACUGCCGCUCGAACCGGUGCUGACGAAGAUGCAGGAUGCCGACCGCAGCGUGCGCCGGCAGGCGUUCGAGGCGCUCGCGCAGACCUUUGGCGGCCAUGCGCGCACCUUCACUCUGAUCACCAACACGCUGGCCAAGGACAAGGACAUUUCGGACCGCUGGCGCGGCUUUGAGGAUGUCGCCGAUGCGCGCCAUCUGGCCAACCGGGUCGAACGCGAGGUGGUCGAUGCGCUGGUCGCCUCGGUGCGCGACAGUUUCCCGCGCAUCUCGCACCGCUACUACGCCAUGAAGGCGCGGUGGCUGGGCACCGACAUGAUGGAUGCCUGGGACCGCAACGCGCCCUUGCCCGACACGCCGCAGGCGGUGAUCGGCUGGAACCGCGCGCGGCAGAUCGUGCUCGAUGCCUAUGCCGGGUUCUCGCCGGACAUGGCCGGCAUCGCGCAGCGCUUCUUCGACGAGGGCUGGAUCGAUGCGCCGACCACGCCCGGCAAGUCGCCCGGCGCCUUUGCCCAUCCCACCGUGCCGUCGGCGCACCCUUACGUGCUGCUCAACUAUCAGGGCAAGCCGCGCGACGUGAUGACGCUGGCGCACGAACUGGGCCAUGGCGUGCACCAGGUGCUGGCCGCCGGGCAGGGCGCGCUGAUGGCGCAGACGCCGCUGACGCUGGCCGAGACCGCCUCGGUCUUCGGCGAGAUGCUGACCUUCCGGUCCAUGCUCGAUGCGACCGGCGAUCCCGUCGAGCGCAAGGCGAUGCUGGCGCAGAAGGCCGAGGACAUGAUCAACACGGUGAUCCGGCAGAUCGCCUUCUACAUGUUCGAGCGCAAGGUGCACGAGGCGCGGCGCGCGGGCGAACUGACCACCGCGCAGAUCGGCCAGUUCUGGCUCGAGGUGCAGGGCGAGAGCCUGGGCCCGGCGAUCCGGCUCAAUGAGGGGUACGAGCUGUUCUGGACCUAUGUCCCGCACUUCAUCCGCUCGCCCUUCUACGUCUAUGCCUAUGCGUUCGGCGAUUGCCUGGUGAACUCGCUCUAUGCGGUCUACCAGAACGCGCAAAGCGGCUUUCAGGAGGCCUAUUUCGACAUGCUGCGGGCCGGCGGCUCCAAGCGGCAUGGCGAAUUGCUGGCGCCGUUCGGGCUCGAUGCGUCCGAUCCGGGGUUCUGGGCCAAGGGGCUCGGCGUGAUCGAGGGCAUCAUCGACGAGUUGGAGGCGUUCACCAUCGGGCUCAGACCGCUGACCGAUCCCGCCGCCUGGCUCGCGCCGGACACGCGCCUUGCCGCCAAUCUGGCCGAAAAGGACGCGCUGAUCGCGGCGCGGCGCGGCGAUGUGUUCCGGGCGCGCGACGACACGCUGGCCGCCCAGACCGAGGCGCUGCGCCUUCUCGCCGGUCACCUGCCGGCCGCCUUCCCCGACGUCUAUCGGCGGGACGGGGCGGAUGUCGCGAUCGGCGAUACGGACAAGCCCGUGCGGAUCGACGAACACGAUCCGGCACCGCUUUUGACCGCCUCGCGGCUUGUCGCCGACGAUCUGGUCUUGAUGCGCAAGCAUGACGAUGGCUGGCGGCUGGUUGCGGCAAGCCUGUGCUUUCCGUCCUACUGGUCCCUCGCCGAGAAAUUCGACCGGCCGCUGGCGGCGAUUCAUGCGCCGGUGCCCGGUUUCGCCGCCGGCACGCGCAACGCGGCGCUGAUCGAGCGCAUGUUCGACAAUCUCAAGCCGGGCACCGUCGUCGGACGGUCCAACUGGUCGGUGCACGACAAUGGCGGCCUGUUUCGCCCGCAGCCGCACCCGUCGCACCUGUUCGCCGGCGAGGACGACAUGGCGACGUUGGCGAAAAUGCAUCUGCGCAGCGAGGACCAGACGCUGCGCAAGCUGCCGGAGACGGGCGACAUGCUGUUCACGAUCCGCGUCGCGACCGAUCCGAUGGCCGGCAUUUUCGACCAUGAAGGGCUGGCCGCGUCGCUCGCCGCGCGCUUGCGGGCGCUGGGCGCCGCCGAGCGCGACUAUAAGGGGCUGCAGUCCGGGCGCGAUCUUCUGGCCGAUUGGUUUCUGGCGGUGGCAGCAGGCGCGGUGGCGUUGGCCGGCUGCACGAUUGCAGCGCCCGGCGGCGGCGGCAGCGUGCGGGCGCCGUCAAGCGCCGGCAUCAUCGAUGGCGCAUGGGGCGAUACGGGCGGCGUCGCAACGGCAAGCCUGACAAACGGGCGCUUCGUCAGCGUCGCCAACGACACCGGCAACCGUGUCGCGGAAGGCACCUAUGUCUACACCAGCCGCGAAUCGGUCGCGCUCGACUAUUUCUCGCUUCUGCGGCAGACGCGCAUCCGCGCCAACUGCGUGCUUGCGAACCCGACGACGCUGAACUGCACCAACGCGCGCGCCGGCCCGCAUUCGGGCUGCGCAAUCGGGUUCGUUUUGGUUCGGCAUCGGCGCCGAAAGCCGUUGACGCGCCCGUCAAAUGGCUGUCACAUAGCUUUCGGACAAGCCGUGGCGGUGCGCCUCGGCGCGGUAGUAUGCAGACGGGAGGACCCCAUGAAAAAGACGGCGAUGCUGAUGGCGCUGAGCGUAUCGGCGGUGGCUUUGAACACCGGCAGCGCGGCGGCGGAUUACACGCUCGACAUCCUUCACAUCAACGAUCUGCACUCGCGCAUCGAGCCGAUCAACCGUUUCGAUUCCACCUGCAGCGCCGAUGACGAAGCCGAAGGCAAGUGCUUUGGCGGGGUCGCGCGGGUGAAAGCCAAGAUCGACGAGCGCCGUGCCGCGCUGACCGACGAGGGCGGCAACGUGCUGGUGCUCGACGCGGGCGACCAGUUCCAGGGCUCGCUGUUCUACACCACCUACAAGGGUGAGGCGGCUGUCGAGUUCAUGAACGGCAUCGGGUUCGAUGCGAUGGCCGUCGGCAAUCACGAGUUCGACGACGGGCCCGAGGCGCUCAAGACGUUCAUCGAAGCGGCCGAGUUCCCGGUGAUCUCCGGCAACACGCUCGCCGGCGCGAGUUCGCCGCUCGCCGACAUGAUCGACGGCUACAUCAUCAAGGAAGUCGGCGGCGAGAAGAUCGGCAUCGUCUCGGUGCUGGCCACCGAUACCGACGAGACAUCGUCACCCGGCCCGACGAUCCUUUUGAUCGAGGAAACGGGCUAUCUUGAGGGCGCGGUCGCCGAACUGGAGGCCGAAGGCGUCAACAAGAUCAUCCUUCUGUCCCAUGUCGGCCUGCCGCGCGACAAGGAGAUCGCCGCGGCGGUCGACGGGAUCGACGUGAUCGUCGGCGGGCAUUCGCACACGCUCCUGUCGAACACGGACGAGAAUGCGGCCGACACCUAUCCGGUGAUGGUGCAGAACCCGUCCGGUCAGGAUGUGCCGAUCGUCCAGGCCUAUGCCUAUUCGAAGUAUCUGGGCGAGUUGCGCGUCGUCUUCGACGACGAGGGCAAUGUGGUUUCCGCCGAGGGUGAGCCGCAUCUGCUCGAUGCCUCGGUCACCCCGGACGAAGCGUUCGUCGCGCGUGUCGCCGAACUGGGCGGCCCGAUCGAGGAACUCAAGGCCCGUCCGGUCGGCGAAACGACCGAUGCGAUCGAGGGCAGCCGCGAAGUCUGCCGCGCGAUGGAAUGCGCGAUGGGCAAUCUGGUGGCCGACGCGAUGCUCGACCGGGUGCGCGACCAGGGCAUCCAGAUCGCCAUACAGAAUGGCGGCGGCCUGCGCGCGUCGAUCGAUUCGGGCGAAAUCACGAUGGGCGAGGUGCUCACCGUGCUGCCGUUCCAGAACACGCUUGCGACGUUCCAGCUUUCCGGCGCCGACAUCAUCGCCGCGCUCGAAAACGGCGUCGGCCAGAUCGAGGAAGGCGCGGGACGGUUCCCGCAGGUUGCGGGCCUGAGCUAUGUGUUCGACGUCAGUGCCGAGCCGGGCAGCCGCAUCUCCGACGUGAUGGUGAUCGACGCGGACGGCAACGCGACGCCGCUCGACGAGGGCGCCACCUACGGCGUCGUCUCCAACAACUUCAUGCGCAAGGGCGGCGACGGUUAUGCCAUGUUCGCCUCCAAUGCGAUGAACGCCUACGAUUUCGGCCCCGGCCUCGAACAGGUCGUCGCCGACUAUCUGGCCGAGAAUGCGCCCUAUUCGCCCUAUACGGACGGCCGCAUCAUGGCCGCCGCCGAUAUGGGUGAAGCGAUGGAAGGCGAUGCGGAGGAAGCGCCGGCCGAGGAGAUGGCCGCCGAGGAAACCGAAGUGGUGCCUCCCGAAACGGCGCUGGCCGCCGAAACGCUGUCGAGCGAAGGCCCGGUGAUCGAGACCGAGGAAGCGCCCGCCGAGGAGAUGGCUGCCGAGGAAACCGAGGUGGUUCCGCCUGAAACGGCGCUCGCCGCCGAAACGCUGUCUUCGGAAGGGCCGAUGAUCGAGACCGAGGAGGCGCCCGCCGAGGAGAUGGCUGCCGAGGAAAUGGCUGCCGAGGAAGACGCCACCGAAGAGGUUGCCGUCGUUCCGCCGCCGACCGCGCUUUCGGCCGAAACACUUUCAAGCGAAGGGCCGAUGGUGGAAGCCGAGCAGGAGACCUACGUCAUCCAGAGCGGCGACACGCUGUGGGAACUGGCCCGCGAGUUCUACGGCGAUGCCGAGAUGUGGCCAAAGCUUGCGGACGCCAAUCCGGAACUGGUGGCCGAGGGCCUGGAGAUCGGUACCGAGAUCGUCGUCCCCGCGCCCUGA